CACUUCCCGGAAAGAGGGUCCAGACAGAGCCGUUCUCUUUAGUGUUUGCCCUGCUCUCCCAAUGUCCACCUCCUCCCCGCCCGCUAUUUGAUCCAUUAAACCCCACAGACUGACUCCUGGCCCAAAGCUAACGAUAGGGAGCCGACGUGUAUUAUGGAGUACUUUUAAAAACUGAACAAAGGGAACGACGAGGCAGAGCUCACAUCCAGACGUCCUCGCUCAACCGUUCCUCCCACACCCCGCCGUUCGCCAUUGCUGCACCGCCCAGCUCGAGGUUGACUAAAAAAGCUACAAGCUGCGCCGACGGAAAAUGUCCCAGCUCCAGUUUCAGUGCCCGGCGAGCCCCAUGCCGGCUGCCUCCGCCCCGAUGCAGCCGCAGCCCUGCUACAGCAUCCCCUGCUCCUCAGGCACGUUACCCUCGGAGAGCGCCAGCCAGCCCAUCCGGAGCUCCGCUCUCCCUGCCGGCUCAGCCACUCCCUAUAAUACAGUAUCUAACAUGGCAAACCCUAAAGAGAAGACCCCCAUGUGUUUGGUGAAUGAGUUAGCCCGUUUCAACAAGAUCCAACCUGAGUAUAAGCUACUGUGUGAGCAAGGACCAGCUCACUCCAAGAUUUUCUCAGUUAGACUCGCCCUGGGAGAUCAGCACUGGGAGGCAGAGGGUACCAGCAUCAAGAAAGCCCAGCAUUCGGCUGCUGCAUCCGCCCUGACUGAGACGACACUGCCCAAGCCCACCCUGAGGAUGCCCCGCAACACAGCAGAUGGCAUGACACACACCAUGGAGUUAAAUGCACUAUGUAUGAAGAUUGGUAAAAAGCCUAUGUAUAAACCCAUCGACCCAUAUGUGGGGAUGAGACCACCAAACUUCAAUUAUAACGUUCGGGCUCCAGGACCUUACCAGCGCUCUAUGCAACAGUACUAUUACCCAUUUCCUCCAGUGGGACCAAUAAUAUACCAUAUGGAGCUUUCCAUCGGAGGCCAGCAGUUUAUUGGGAAGGGACGCACGCGGCAGUUGGCCAAACACGAAGCUGCUGCCAAGGCCCUGAAAGCGCUUCACAAGGAGCCGAUACUGCAACAGCUACCAGUGAUGAAUGGAGAGUCCGAGGAGGAGGAGAACCUCAACAAGUCGGAAAUCAGUCAAGUGUUUGAAAUUGCACUCAAACGCAACUUACCUGUCAACUUUGAGGUUUUAAAGGAGGAAGGCCCCCCCCAUAUGAAGAGUUUUGCAGUAUGCGUGACAGUCGGGGAGUUCACUGGGGAGGGCGAAGGAAAGAGUAAAAAAAUUGCCAAGAAGCUUGCGGCAGCCGCAGUGCUCGCGGAGUUGAGGAGGCUACCCCACAUACCCAGUGUGGAGAAGACACUGCCCCGCAUCAAAAAGAAAACAAAAUCCAUCAUUAAGCUGCAGACCAGCCCAGAAUAUGGCCAGGGAAUGAAUCCCAUCAGCCGCCUGGCUCAGAUCCAGCAGGCCAAGAAGGAGAAGGAACCAGAGUACAGCAUGGUGACGGAGAGAGGUCUCCCUCGGCGCAGGGAGUUCGUCAUGCAGGUGACAGUGUGCGGCCAGACAGCCGAGGGAAUGGGUCCUAGUAAGAAGGUGGCCAAGAGGAACGCAGCGGAGAAGAUGCUGGAGCUCUUGGGAUACAAAGUGCCUCAUCCUCAGCCCCCGAAACCGGCACUCAAAACAGACGAAAAGAUCCCAGUGAAGAAACCUGGUGAUGGGCGCAAAGUGACCUUUUUUGAGCCUGGCUCUGUAGAGGAGGUGGCAUUGUGUUGCAAGGAGGAGGACUUCCGCCUGCCUUACUUGAGCCACCAGCAGCUACCUGCAGGUAUCCUGCCCAUGGUCCCUGAAGUGGCUCAAGCCGUGGGGGCCUUCCAAGCAUCCCAGGCUAAAGACUACAGUCGAGCCGCGCCCAACCCCGGCAAGGCCACAGUCACUGCCAUGAUUGCCAACGAGCUGCUUUACGCGGGGACGUCCCCGACUGCCGAGACAAUCCUAAAGAACAGAAAUAACCUGCACCAACUUCCCCACGGACCCCUCACCAGGCCUUCAGAACAGCUCAGCUUUCUGGCAUCAGUACAAAGCCUGCAGGUGGAAUACAAAGAUUUUCCCAAAAACAAUAAAAAUGAGUUUGUAUCACUAAUUAAUUGCUCCUUCCAACCACCGCUCAUCAGUCAUGGGAUUGGAAAAGAUGUAGAAUCCUGUCAUGAUAUGGCCGCGUUGAAUAUAUUAAAGUUGCUCUCGGAGUUGGACCAGCAGUCAGGUGAAAGGACAGCGAAUGGACCAGUCUCUCGGUGUGGCAAGCAGGAAAUGGAGGGUGACUUGCACCUCAAACAGGCUAACUCAAGCGCAUUGGCACAGAUCCUGGAUGGCGCUGUUUAGACGAUCAGGUUUGGUUGUGUGUAAAAGCAACUCAAGACACUCUCGUUAGUCGGAGAAAAGCUACCGGAAGCGUCGGCCACUGUGGACUCAACCUUCACUCUUCAUACUCAUCGUUCCCAAAUGUUCAGUUGAACCAGAUUGAUUUGGUUUGACUGUACACGGUAUUUAUUUUGUCGCUUUGUAGAAAAAGUAGCUGCAUCCUAGUUCAUACGUUUAAGGGGGGGUUUCACUCGGUGGAGAAAGAAAGAUGCAACUAACUGAAUUCUGUUCUCUUUCGCCUGGAUCCGUUUUUUUCCCCCCUCUGUUUUUAAUUCUCUUCCUUUAACAUUUCGUCCCCCGCUGAGUUGGUUCAUUAAACACGACCUUGCGACGGUUUGGACCUCCUCUUUGUCUCGGGUGCUUUAUAUCGACGACCUCAAGUGAAGUGUUACUGAGGUUACCGCGUAGGGCCGGGAAGCAUCCGUGACUAACUGUAGCGUGUGGUGUCAUGUGAAGUUGUCUCUGCCGCGUGUGAACGCCGGCGUUUCCCUGUCGCGUCCGUUUCACCGAUGCUCCACUUCCCUUGUGUCAACCCCUCGUCUUUCUCGCUCCUCGUGGUGAUUAAACUUACGUGCGUGCGUGCGCAAAACAAACAGA
Messenger RNA from Pungitius pungitius (ninespine stickleback), 3010 nucleotides. RefSeq names its product staufen double-stranded RNA binding protein 1 (gene stau1). Lineage: Eukaryota; Metazoa; Chordata; Actinopteri; Perciformes; Gasterosteidae. The transcript is spliced from 15 exons. Gene Ontology annotation, molecular function: mRNA binding; double-stranded RNA binding. Bases 311 to 2374 code for a protein of 687 amino acids. Gene Ontology annotation, cellular component: neuron projection; plasma membrane; cytoplasmic stress granule. Gene Ontology annotation, biological process: intracellular mRNA localization; protein localization to synapse; germ cell development. The record is from RefSeq and is a predicted model, not a curated record.